UCCUUGCAAGCAAACGAGACUUGAAGAGCGAGGACGGCCUCCCUAAAAAGAAGCGAGGACCGGGGUGAGGGGUGAGGACCGAGUAGUUUGAAUUCUCAAAGAUGAGGAUUGGCUUCCUGAUCGGAAUGAUAGGGCUUGCAAUUCUGGGUCACGCAGCUUACUCUACCAUUCAGUAUAGAGGUUUGUUGAAGAUCCUGGAGGAAGAAUUCUCGGGACCUCCUAUGAAUGUGGUGGUUGAGCUGCUUCUAGGUUUAGUUUUCUGUAUGUUUGCGGCGUUAAGUGUGCCGGGAGAAUUCCUAUCCAUACUUCCUGAUUCGGAUGAGAACAGGAUAGUUUCAUUACCAGACAACCUAGACUUCAUGGUCUUUAACCAUCGUGGCAAAGUAUUUCCCUCAGAGAUGGAUAUGAAGAUCAAACUUUAAAUGUGAGUCCAAAUCAAGAUAUAAUAUUUGUCAACUGGUGGCUGAUUUAUGAGGGGCACACCCACUUUAGUUCUGAAACCACCAUUAUCGAAUUUUGGAUAGUGACACCUUUGUGAUGAUUUUCUUAACGCGUUACAGUUUUGGGUUACAUCAGACUUUUAUUUUUAGACCGGUUGUGAGCCGGAUUUGAUGUCUACACUUUAUCGUGCAAGUUGGAAAUAUUUACUUAAGGCAAAAUAUGUUAAAACUAGAUUGCAAUUGGAAUGAGGGGUAUCAACUCUUUCAGUGCAA
Molecule: messenger RNA, 713 nt
Organism: Macadamia integrifolia
Lineage: Eukaryota; Viridiplantae; Streptophyta; Magnoliopsida; Proteales; Proteaceae
Product: membrane magnesium transporter
Exons: 4
Coding region: 102-422 (106 amino acids)
Cellular component (GO): plasma membrane; Golgi apparatus; early endosome
Source: RefSeq, a predicted model, not a curated record